CAGAUGGUUGAUCUAAUAAUAAUGGUAUAUUAUUUGUUCAUACAAUUCCUAGCAUUUAUGCAUUUGCUCUCUUAAUGUCUUGUGCUAACAAUUGUUCUUUUUGUAGGCAUGGCUUCAUCCGGUUCCAGGACGAGGCCACCGUGCGCGGACCAAGAGGACAUGCCGAAGACGUGGUUGGAGGCCAGUUUGGACAAGAAGAAGGAGAAGGAUGUGCCCACACCACCAUGUUGGUGUGGUGAUGUUUGCAAGCUGAAGGUGUCCACUGACCGCAACAAGUCAUGGACAGAAGGUAGAAGGUUUUUCGUGUGUCCCAACUAUGCACAUGAUCGUCGAAGGCCAACUAACGCAUAUGACAUACCACCGUCCCCUCCUCCACUUUGCAAGUACUUCACUUGGAUAGAUCACGAGGUACCAAAAGAUAUCCAAGAGGACCAACGUGCAGAUUGGUUACGGAGGCAGCGCCUAUUCGAGGAGUCCUAUGCACGGGGAUUGGAGCGGGAGCGUCGUGAGAAGGAGGCUCGUGAGCGCAAGAAGCGUGAGCAAGAGAGGGCACGCAAAGAGAAGGCGGCUCGUCAAGAAGAGAGGGCAAGCAAACUUGCAAGGGCUCGCGAUGCACGAGAGGAGGACGAGGCACGUGACAAGAAGGGAAAGUGGCCCCGGACUACUCAGUAGACAAAUGGAAAGGCACCGGCGUCGAUGAUGAACUGUCGAGACUUUGUUUAAUGUAUGAACUUAUUAUUCGAGACCUUGUGUGGUCAUGAACUAUUUCUGUCAUUCGAGACUAUUUGAGAUUAUGUGCAAACUAUGUUCGUCAUUCGAGACUAG
Molecule: messenger RNA, 825 nt
Organism: Triticum dicoccoides
Lineage: Eukaryota; Viridiplantae; Streptophyta; Magnoliopsida; Poales; Poaceae
Product: U1 small nuclear ribonucleoprotein 70 kDa-like
Exons: 2
Coding region: 109-672 (187 amino acids)
Molecular function (GO): zinc ion binding
Source: RefSeq, a predicted model, not a curated record